Messenger RNA from Didymodactylos carnosus, 1065 nucleotides. NCBI's taxonomy places the organism in Eukaryota, Metazoa, Rotifera, Eurotatoria, Philodinida, Philodinidae. The record is from the annotation of a GenBank genome assembly.
AUGAGUGAAACGUUUUUCACUAAUAAAUAUGAUCCAUUAAUUAUCAUCGUGAGUUUAUUUCUGUUAAUAGGAAAUAUUUUCUUUGUUAAUCAAGAUUCAUACCGAUACAAGGUGGCAACAAGAACAACAGCAAAUGAAAAACAGGAAGAAGAAAUAUUCAUCUCGAACACGAACCAAAUAUCAUCGAAUAAAGUAAAGGAUUUUAUCUCAAGAAUACCGAUUGAUCCUUGUGAAAUUUGUCUAAAAACAAAACGGGAUAUGAUGGAUAUAUCAAAUAAGAUAAUCAUAUAUAAUCAAAUACUAAAAUGUGAUACAUCUUUGUUUAACUUAAUCUUACGAGCUCAAUCAAAAAAACACAAAUAUCAAUUUGUCGUAAAAUCUCAUGAUUAUUCUAUACAAAUACUAAAUAAAAAUGAACAAAAAAAAUUUGUGGCAUAUAUUCAAAAACUAAAACGACGUACUAUUUAUAAAAGAUCAAUUCGUUUUAUUAAUUUUGAAAAGUUUAAUAAAUCACAGCCAUUUUACAUUAGUCUAUUACAAAAUCCAUUUGAACGUAUCUUGUCGGACUACUACUAUUCUCGAUAUCUAUGUAAGAAAAAAUCUAGUAUCUGCUUUAUAAGAAACAAGAGAAUUCUACAUGAAUCAUUAGAUGAUUGUCUAAUACGAAAUAAAAAUCAAUCUUAUUUUUGUAUUUCAUCUAAAUCUGGUGUUAAUUCUCCAAUAGCCUAUUUUUGUGGUCAAAAAUCAUUCUGUGAUCAAUAUAAUUCUAGACAAGCUCUUGAUCGUGCAAAAUCAAAUAUUGAUAAACAUUAUCAAUUCGUUGGUAUUACAGAAGAUUUGCCCAAAACAUUUUUGUUAUUGGAAAAAUUGAUACCAAAAUAUUUUAAAAAUAUCACUACUGUCUACAAUCAUCAUCAUUUACGAUAUAAAACAAAAUCAAAACAUUAUAUACAAAAACCAACCGCUGCAACAGCACAAUGGAUACAAAAUUUACUACAAAAUGAGAUUGAACUGUAUGACUUUAUUAAACAACUAUUUUAUAAUCACUAUCGACGUUUAAAAUGA